Varanus komodoensis (Komodo dragon) is the source of this 1580-nucleotide messenger RNA. It is a transcript of the gene MPZL2, whose product is annotated as myelin protein zero like 2. The record is from RefSeq and is a predicted model, not a curated record. The transcript is spliced from 5 exons. Bases 12 to 617 code for a protein of 201 amino acids. NCBI's taxonomy places the organism in Eukaryota, Metazoa, Chordata, Lepidosauria, Squamata, Varanidae. Gene Ontology annotation, cellular component: membrane. Gene Ontology annotation, biological process: cell-cell adhesion.
UGAGCGGCGCCAUGGCCGCCCUGCCCCCGCGCCCGCCGGGCCCCGCCGGUGCCGGCUCGCUGCUGCUGCUGCUGCUGCUGCUGGUGUUCCGGUCCGUGGGGGCUCUGGACAUUUAUACCCCUGGAUCCCUGGAAGCGGUGAACGGGACAGACGCGCGCUUGAAAUGCACCUUCCGCAGCCACUCCCCUGUUGGACAGCGGCUGACAGUGACCUGGAACUUCCAGGCCCAGCCAAAGGGCCCAACAGAGUUUGUUUUCUACUACAACGACCAGCCGUAUCCGCCCAGCUCAGGUCGCUUCUCAGGCAGGGUCACGUGGGAUGGCGACAUCCACAGGAACGAUGCCUCUGUCAUGCUCUGGAACGUGAAUCCCAAUGAUAACGGGACCUUCCAGUGCCACAUCAGGAACCCGCCGGACGUGGACGGCGCUGCCGGGGAGAUCCGGCUGAGUGUCGUGACGAGAGCAAGCUUCUCGGAGAUUCAUAUCUUGGCCCUGUCUGUCGGUGCUGCCUGCCUUCUGAUGAUUGUCAUCGUGGUGGUGGUGGUCACCUGCCGUCACUGGCGGAGGAUGCGGCAAGACAAGGCCCGGGAGGCGGUGGAGAUGGAGAUCAGGUCUUAGGGACCGCCCUGCAGUGCACUCCAAAAGUCCCUGGUUUGGCUGCCGUUGGAAAGCUUCCUGCAAGAGACCUGAGGGAGCCACUGCUGCCUGUCAGUGUAGACAGUGCUGGCCAGAUGGGCCUGGUGCCUGGCUCAGCACGUGGCCGCUGCCUACGCUUCCCCGGCACAUGGGGAAUGUGCGGCACCUUGUUGCCGUGUCCGAUCUGAUUGCACGCAGAGGGCUUGUGAAGGGAGGCUCAGGGCUACCCGUCGCCCGGCCGCCUGACCUGUGCCGGGGCCCUUUCACUUCCCACACAAAGGGCCAGGCUGGCCUGUAUCCAGACAGGGAGAUGCUCCAGGAAGCUGGAGCGAGGAGGAUCCAGGUGCCUGUUCCAGCCCUGAGCAGGCUGCUUCUUUGAAAGGGGCAGCAGCUUCCCAUUUGUGGCCUCCCUGCAGCCAGAAUCGAGCCAUUUCUCUCCAGCGCAAACGUAACUGCACUUCUGUUGCCCUCUCAAGUUCCGGAGGAACUCAACCCUUGAGUCCAGCUGAGUAACCUGCCAAGCCCAGCCCCCUCUGGCUAGGCUGGCUGGAAGUGUGCCAUGUCGCUCUGUCAAAGUCCUUGGUGCUCCAGCCAGGAAACCAACCACCAGAGUACAGAGCAGUUUCCACAUCUGCAGUGCCAGCCGUCCUGGCUGCCUGCCCUCUUCUGCCCAGUCCACCUUCUGCGCUUGCUCUUGCAACAAAUCGGGCGGAGGUGCUUGUUCACUGAGCUUGCUCUGCUGCUGGGCUGUGGCACCCGGGCUGCUGGCAGUCCUGCCACCCCUGUGCAGGCAUGUUUUCCUACGCGCACUGAAAAGUUGCUUUCACUGCCUUUCAUUGGUUUGAAACUCCUGGGUUUCAGAUCCGGUUGAACUCCCUGCAAUAAUUGCAUGAAGGGGAGGGGGUGUGUCAUAACUGUAUUUCACAACUGUAGAGUCUCACUCUU